AACUAAAACUUUUGUCAAAGUUGACGUUUAUCAUUCGCGUAUUCUCUACGGUUUUGUUAAAAAUUUACGGCCGGUGAAUAGAAAAAACAUUGUUAAUGUUUUAAAAGUAUAAUUUUGGAGCUGCCAAAAUGAAGCAGUUAAUAUUUAUCUGUGUGGUUGCCUUUGCUUUAAUUGGGUCCAUACAGGCUCAAUCUGAAGAUGUAGAUGCACCAAGUGUAGAUAUAGAUUUGGGAGCAAGCAAGGAAGGUUCUAGAACAGAUGAUGAAGUGGUUAAACGGGAAGAAGAAGCUAUCAAGCUUGAUGGACUCAAUGUUGCUCAACUUAAAGAAAUCAGAGAAAAGGCUGAGAAGUUUACAUUCCAAACAGAAGUCAACCGGAUGAUGAAGUUGAUUAUUAAUUCACUGUAUAGAAAUAAAGAAAUUUUCUUGAGAGAGCUGAUCUCAAACGCAUCAGAUGCCUUGGAUAAAAUCAGAUUGCUGUCUCUGACUGAUAAGUCAGUACUGGAUUCAACAUCCGAACUAAAUGUCAGAAUAAAAGCUGAUAAAGAUACUGGCAUGUUACAUAUAACAGACACAGGCAUCGGCAUGACCAAACAAGAUUUAGUUAAUAAUUUGGGUACCAUUGCCAAGUCCGGUACUGCUGAAUUUUUAAGUAAAAUGCAGUCUGCUGACACUACUGAUGACCUGAACGACAUGAUUGGUCAGUUCGGUGUUGGAUUCUACUCAGCUUUUUUGGUUGCUGACAAGGUAAUUGUCACUUCCAAGCACAAUGCUGACAAACAGUACAUUUGGGAGUCUGAUUCUUCCAGUUAUACUAUUGCUGAUGAUCCAAGAGGUGAUUCACUAAAAAGAGGAACCACUGUAAGUCUUGAGCUCAAACCUGAAGCCAGGGACUUUUUGGAGCACGAAACCAUCAAGAACUUGGUGAAAAAAUACUCCCAAUUCAUUAAUUUCCCUAUUUAUUUGUGGACUAGCCAUACUGAAACUGUUGAAGAACCCAUAGAUGAAGAUGAGUCGGCAGAAGAAGCCACGCCUAAGCCUGAAGAUGAAGAGGAUGCCGCUGUUGAGGAAGAAAAAGAAGAAAAGCCUAAGACAAAAAAAGUAACAAAGACAGUUUGGGAUUGGGAAUUGCUGAACGACAGUAAACCAAUCUGGACCAGAAAACCUGCCGAAGUAACUGACAGCGAAUACACGGAAUUCUACAAAGCACUGACCAAAGAUGAGCAAGAGCCUUUGUCAAAGAUCCAUUUUGUUGCUGAAGGAGAAGUGACAUUCAAGGCUCUUUUGUAUGUACCAAAAGUGCAGCCAUCAGAGAGUUUCAAUAAAUACGGCACCAAAACUGAUAACAUCAAACUCUAUGUCAGGAGAGUGUUCAUUACUGAUGAAUUCAACGACAUGAUGCCAUCUUUCUUGAACUUUAUUCGUGGUGUAGUGGAUUCUGACGAUCUUCCUUUGAACGUUUCAAGAGAAACACUUCAACAGCACAAACUGAUCAAGGUUAUUAAAAAGAAACUGAUCAGGAAAGUACUGGACAUGUUGAAGAAGAUCCCUGCUGAAGAAUACAAGAAGUUCUGGAAAGAAUUCUCAACCAAUAUUAAGCUGGGAGUUAUUGAAGAUCCAGCAAACAGAUCAAGACUGGCCAAAUUGCUGAUGUUCCUGUCAUCAAACAGCGAUGAUGAACUGACUUCACUCAGUGAUUACGUUGCUAGAAUGAAACCCAAGCAAGACAAGAUCUUCUAUAUUGCUGGAUCUUCAAAGGACGAGGUUAGGAAAUCGCCGUUUGCCGAGCGUCUUCUCCGUAAAGGCUAUGAAGUUCUCUUUCUUACUGAAGCUGUAGAUGAAUACACUAUCUCAGCACUGCCCGAAUUUGACGGCAAAAAAUUCCAGAACGUCGCCAAGGAAGGGUUCAGUCUAACUGAAAGUGAAGGAGGCAAAGAACAACUUGAACAGCUCCAAAAAGCUUUUGAACCCCUCACCAAAUGGCUUAGCGAAGACGCUCUGAAGAACCAAAUAGCCAAAGCAACCAUUUCAGAGAGACUGAGCGAUUCCCCUUGCGCUCUAGUGGCCAGUAUGUUCGGCUGGACCGGUAACAUGGAAAGACUUGCUGUUUCGAAUGCUCACCAAAAGGCUGACGAUCCGCAAAGGUCUUAUUACCUGAAUCAGAAGAAGACUUUGGAGGUGAAUCCUCGUCAUCCGUUGAUGAAGGAGCUUCUGAGGAGGGUUAACGAUGAUCCUAACGAUCCAAACGCUAAAGACAUGGCGCUGAUGUUGUUCAGAACCGCUACACUUCGGUCAGGAUAUAUGCUGCGUGAAACGGCUGAUUUUGCCAAGUCCAUUGAGGGGAUGAUGAGGAAAACAUUGGGAGUCUCUCUAGAUGAACAGGUUGAAGAGGAGGAGGAGGUUUUGGAGGAAAAUACUGCCGAAGAGGUGGGAGAUAGUAAUCAGGAUGAGGAGGAAGAGCAUGAUGAACUAUAAGGAGUGUAUGAUAUUGUGUGAGUGUUUGUAUUGUGAACAAGUUGUAGAGUUGUUUUAGAAACAACAAACAAGACUGUAUUUCUUUUGUAAAUUGCUUUAAAAUAAAGUGUCUUAUUUAUGUUA
Sitophilus oryzae (rice weevil) is the source of this 2597-nucleotide messenger RNA. RefSeq names its product endoplasmin (gene Gp93). Gene Ontology annotation, biological process: protein folding. The transcript is spliced from 6 exons. The record is from RefSeq and is a predicted model, not a curated record. Gene Ontology annotation, molecular function: ATP hydrolysis activity; ATP binding; ATP-dependent protein folding chaperone. The coding region runs from base 129 to 2474 and encodes 781 amino acids. NCBI's taxonomy places the organism in Eukaryota, Metazoa, Arthropoda, Insecta, Coleoptera, Curculionidae.